This is a messenger RNA of Suillus bovinus, 969 nucleotides long. RefSeq lists its product as uncharacterized. Lineage: Eukaryota; Fungi; Basidiomycota; Agaricomycetes; Boletales; Suillaceae. The coding region runs from base 1 to 969 and encodes 322 amino acids. The transcript is spliced from 7 exons. The record is from RefSeq and is a predicted model, not a curated record.
AUGGCAGGUCUGCCAUUGGAUGCAGGGGCUUUGAUGUCGACAGUGCUCGAAGGCAUUUUAUAUGGCUUUUCGAUACUCCUGUUCAUUGGUACCCUCUGUUCUUUGACCUACAAACGUCACAUGCAGAAGAUCAAUCUUCCCAAUCCUUAUCGUGGCAAUUAUGCUGCUAGUACUGAGCACUGCGCCGAAGACGGACUGGUGAAGAACCAAUACGUGUACCCAAACGGGCCAUCAGAAUAUUUUGCAGAUGUUUCGCAGAUGACGUAUAUAAUAAAACAUUCGUUUUAUGUGUUGCAAACUCUUGUUGCCGAUGGUGUGGUGUCUGUAUGGAUUGUCAUCCUACCGAUUAUGCUGUGGUGUAGUGUUGCAGUGACUGGUGUCACCGCACUUUACAGAUCCUCGCAAGCCAGUACUGGCUCCGAGGUCUUCGUCAACUCACUUCACCUUGUGCAAUGGGUCACGGCGUUCUUUGCCUCGACAAUUGCAACUAAUUUGCUGAGCUCAGGAUUACUGGCAUAUCGGAUUUGGGUUAUUCAACGCGGUGUCUCUGGGUUCCGCACUGGUAUAUCGAGGAAAAAUAGGAUGCCAGUAGUGCGUGUGCUCGUGGAUGCUGCUAUCCUGUACUCUGCGGUGCUAGUUACUGCGCUAGUGCUGUUUAUCUGUGGGAACAACGAACAGGAUACUGUCGUAGACAUGGCCGUGCCGAUCAUGUCGAUUGCCUUCUACAUGGUGCUCAUUCGCAUCGCGCUCAACAAAACAGAACGCAGUUAUGUCUCGACUCAGACUGCUAUGGAUAUUCCUGAUGCGCGGGCGGCCAGGGAGGCAGGACAAGAACACGCACAGCGAUAUGACAUGAACCCUUUGCAGGUUUAUGUACCCCAAUUCCCAAAUGAAGCCCAACUAUCCAAGUCGUCAAGCACGAUGGAGUCUUUGAAAGAUCUAGAGGCGCCUUCACUUUGCGCCGUGUAA